Messenger RNA from Oryza sativa Japonica Group (Japanese rice), 1262 nucleotides. Its product is annotated as cold-regulated 413 plasma membrane protein 2. Gene Ontology annotation, cellular component: membrane. Lineage: Eukaryota; Viridiplantae; Streptophyta; Magnoliopsida; Poales; Poaceae. The record is from RefSeq and is a predicted model, not a curated record.
CAGUGAGGAGUAGAAUAAUGCAUGCAUGCAGAAAUACUGUAGGACCUGGAGCCCUCCACGUGUCCCACGACGUCCCCCCCGGGAACCGUCCAGAUCGAGCGAGCGCCACCUAGUUCCCCACCUGUACACAUACUCAUCCACACAACCAAACCCAAUUUAGUCAAAUUUUACCCAAUCGCCAGCGAGAGCUUGCUUUGAUUUGAUCCGCGCGCGGAGAAGACGAAGCGAGAGAGAGAGGGAGAGGUGGAGGAGGCUAGCUAGGGUUGCGAGCGAUCUGCAGCGUGGGAGAUGGGGAAGGGGUUCAUGUCGUACCUGGCGAUGAAGACGGACGCGGCGGGAGGGGAGGCGGCGCAGGCGGCGCUGAUCGACGCCGACCUGCAGGAGCUGGGCGUGGCGGCGCGGAAGCUCGCCAACCACGCGCUCGUCCUCGGCGGCGGCCUCGGGUUCGGCACCACCUUCCUCAAGUGGCUCGCCUUCUUCGCCGCCGUGUACCUCCUGAUAUUGGAUAGGACAAACUGGAAGACCAACAUGCUGACCGCUCUCUUGGUCCCUUACAUUUUCUUUACACUGCCUGGUGGGCUGUUCUCUCUGUUGAGGGGAGAAAUUGGAAAAUGGAUUGCGAUCAUUGCUGUCAUCCUUCGUCUCUUCUUUCCUCGCCAUUUCCCUGAUUGGUUAGAGCUGCCUGGUGCUGUGAUCCUUCUCAUUGCUGUUGCCCCGAACCUGUUUGCGAGCACCUUCCGAGGCGACUUAGUUGGCAUCUUCAUAUGCCUCAUCAUUGGAUGCUACCUGCUUCAAGAGCACAUCAGGGCGUCAGGUGGAUUCAGGAACGCCUUCAGGAAGGGCAACGGAGUGUCCAACAGCAUUGGCAUCCUCUUGCUCUUCAUCUACCCUGUCUGGGCCCUGGUGCUGAACUUUCUGUAGGCGCCACCGCUUCAGCGCUUCUCUACACCAUCCAGCUCCGAUCGCUGUUCGUUCUUGUGUACAUGUCUUGUACGGUGAUUUGGUAUCUGGUGAUCUGGUAGUAUCGUUUUGAGGAGAUGGAUAAUGUAUGUUUGGACCUCCUGCCUCCUGAUGCACGUUUUCUUGGCAUUUUCGUUUGUUGUAGCUUUGCUAUCAGCCCGUGUUUCGUCGUUCUGAGUGUACAAGCGUCAAUAAAUUCAUCUCUGUUGCCUUCUGUAAAUUUAAAGAGCUUUUAUCCAAGUUCUCUUAUGUGAUUAUCCCCACUACUACUUCUGAACAAUAAUGCUAUGCAGUUGUGUGAA